GUGGGAGACAUGAUUGACGCGGCCGCCAUUUUGCUGGCCGCGCUUCCAUUGUGUGCGAGAUCGUAAAUAUCUGACACUGCAACAACACGCUCGACACCCUGCGAUAAAACGCCGCUUUAAUUUACCCUGGGUGAUACUCGGUGGUCAUGGCUCGUACCAAGCAAACUGCCCGUAAGUCCACAGGAGGAAAGGCUCCUCGUAAGCAGCUGGCCACCAAGGCCGCUCGCAAGAGCGCCCCCUCAACUGGUGGCGUCAAAAAGCCCCAUCGUUACAGGCCUGGUACCGUGGCUCUGAGAGAGAUUCGUCGGUAUCAGAAGUCGACGGAGCUGCUGAUCCGCAAGCUGCCCUUUCAGCGCCUGGUCAGGGAGAUUGCUCAGGACUUCAAGACUGACUUGCGUUUUCAGAGCGCCGCUAUUGGUGCUCUGCAGGAGGCCAGUGAGGCAUACCUGGUGGGCCUAUUUGAGGACACCAACCUGUGCGCCAUCCACGCCAAGCGGGUCACCAUCAUGCCCAAGGACAUCCAGCUGGCCCGCCGAAUCCGCGGAGAGCGUGCUUAGAAAGCAUUUUUCACCUUUGUCCCUUUUAUUUCUUUCUUUGCCUUGCCUCACCCCCUCCCAUCUACCCAGCUUCUCUGUAGACUUUUAAGAGGUAGAAUUACGUUGAUGUUUGGUCUCUGCGGUUUCUUUGUCUUCACCAAAUGUUUCAGGCAAACUUUUUUUGUGCACGUACAAGGUGUUGCAGAUCAGGCAAACAUAGGCACGCACGUUCAACCAUGCUGGGUUUGAGAGGGGCGUAUCCAGACACCAGUCACACCUUUGGGUCCAUGUUGGACUCCUGGGCUGCGGAUGGGGUGAGAAGAGGGGCUAGUCUGCUUAAGGGGAGCUGCAACUUCCACAGCAGGGUGCUAUUAAAACUAGUCUGACACUUCUGCACCGUCUGACUUGACACACAUCUCGUCUGUCGCAACCUCUCCUCUCAUUGCGCGCCAGCAGCUAGACGACUCGCUCCACCUUCUCAAAGCACAUCUCUGCCUCGGGAGUGUGUGCGGGCAGUCGGUUUGCGUGCAUGUGUGAACUCUGAUCUUCUCAACCAGCUGUAAUCGACAAGCAAAAAAAUCUUCAUGGGAUUAUUGUGGAAAUGGUGUCUAUUUUUGUUUUACUUGUCAAAAUCACAAAUCAACCCAUCCUUUUCCACUUAUGGAAUUGAAGCAUGAAAAAAAAUGUUGUUGAAGUCUUUUCUUUUUCUUUUUUUUUUGUAAACAGUAACAUGAAUUGAAAAUCUGAAAGGGCUUCUGUCCAACAUUGAGCCGUAUUUUUAAUUGCAGGCACAAAGGGGUGACAUUUUACCAGCAGUCUUUGCCUGUUGGGGAACAAACCUUGUUUUCUUUGGUGUCAUUUGGUUUUAUUCCGCAACAUAAUUUAACAGGACAUACAGCUGAGGUUGUCAUUUCUCACGUCUCUAAUUCUCUGUACUUUCUCCAAAUUUGUAAGACAUACUUUAACCUUAUUGCUUUAUUUUAUAUUUUUUUUGGUAAAGGCUCAAGAUUUUCAAAUGUAUGAAUAAGCUGAUCUUUGUAUUUUCCAAAUUACGGUUGCAUUAAAUAGAUGUUAAAAAGAAAUCAA
Phycodurus eques (leafy seadragon) is the source of this 1622-nucleotide messenger RNA. RefSeq names its product H3 histone, family 3C (gene h3f3c). Bases 147 to 557 code for a protein of 136 amino acids. The record is from RefSeq and is a predicted model, not a curated record. Gene Ontology annotation, cellular component: nucleosome. Gene Ontology annotation, molecular function: DNA binding; structural constituent of chromatin; protein heterodimerization activity. Lineage: Eukaryota; Metazoa; Chordata; Actinopteri; Syngnathiformes; Syngnathidae. The transcript is spliced from 4 exons.